Cuscuta campestris is the source of this 909-nucleotide messenger RNA. The record is from the annotation of a GenBank genome assembly. NCBI's taxonomy places the organism in Eukaryota, Viridiplantae, Streptophyta, Magnoliopsida, Solanales, Convolvulaceae.
AUCAAACGAGGGAUCCUAUCCCAACACCAAGAUAAAACGAGGGAACCUAUAGGCUAUUUCCUGUUAGCAAACCAAAUCAGCCGAGCUCUCGACCUUCUGGCAGAAGCCGCUGGGCCUAGUCGCCUGCCGCGAGUCCGCAUUUUAGCCUCCGCCGCCUGCCGCCGUCCGCGCCAGCGCCACUCCAGGUCUCCGGAAUCGGAUCGCUAUUUACGACGUCCAAGUGCUAGUCUGAGCAUUGAAGAAUGGCGGAUACGCGGCUGGUUAAGUCAGCUAGGUACAAGUCAGCAGUCAAGGACCAAGGUGUCAAUGGCAUUUUGGAGAUGACCAUGGAAAGGUUCAUAUUUACGCCUAAUGACCCAAUGUCAUCAAUCAAGCUCAAUGUGGAGUUUAGGUUGAUUACAGGCCAAAAGUUUACUAAACAGGGUAUCACUAUUAACCCGCCCUUGCUUAAUCUUUCCCAGAAUCAGGUUAGUGAUGUCUAAUGCGGCUUGGACAACUGGUCUGUAACACAUUUUCAUUUGGAUGUGUAGUGAUUAUACAUGUGUGUGUUUGUGUGUGUAUCUUAUCCGGUGGAACUUUGAAUUGUUGAAAGGGUAAAAACUAUAUAUUUGAGUUCGACGAAUUCUCAGACCGUGAUGCUUGCAGAGAUUUCGUAGCUUCAGCCAUCAUUUCGUAGGGUGCUCUCUUAUUGUUUGAUUCGGAAUGCCGCACAUACCUUUUCGUAGGGGGGAAUAAGUCGCGACUCGCGACUGCACGUGCUGGAAAGUCAAAACAAUAAUAAGUGUAAUAAUCUUUGAAGUUAUAUAAAGAGGCGUCUUUUUAUAGCAAGUUAUAGUAAGUUGUCAUAUCUUAUUUACGUGUGAUAUCUUAUUUUGGAACACAACUCAUAAUUAAAUAUGGUGAGUUUGG